AUGGUCGCCGGUCUCGACAGCCAGCGGCUGGAGGCCGUCUUCCAGUCGCGGCCCGACAUCUUGCAGGGCAUUCAAAAGGCAGCCAACACACCCGAUCGAGUCGCAUUGUUCAACAACAUCGCGAGCUUCGUUCACGAGCAAAUCAACGGACCCGAACCGGCCUCAAAACGCAGACGGACAGACGAAGGCCCUACGAAUGGUUUCAAGUCGUCCAACACGAAUGGUGCGGCUGCAAAGCCUGCACCGAAAACCACAGGAACCGGAAAUGCUGCCGACGAAGAGGUUCUGCUCGAGAUUAAGGAGAUUUCCGUCUCCGUGCCCCAGCGCAAGAAGUACGAGCUCUGCUUCACGGCGAACUUCUUGUACGCGCGGCUACCGAAUACCACUACACCCGUCGAGGGCAUCAUCUACGCAUGGGAUGAUAUUGAAUACCUCUUCUACCUCCCCGUGCCCGAGAAGACCCAGGUGCAGCACAACUACGUCCUAUUCCCCCGUGGAACAUGUCUCCCGACGAAAACCUCACCCGAGAAGGAAGCUCUAGUAUUCACAGUCCCCGCUACAGCGCCCAAGGCAGGCACUAUCGGCGGCCCGAAAGCGAACGCGGCAUCAGCAGUCUCCGACACAUACCGUGGCCUUUUUGAUUGGGCGUUGACGACACACCUCAGCUCCGCCGGCAACCCUGCCGAAAUCGUCGCAGCCGACCCCAAUAUCUUCCACAGUCUCGUCCGUCAGCCGCACAGACCGAGCGAGAAGGCGGUGCACGUCAAGGCUUUCCGCGGCUCCAAGGACGGAUACCUCUUCUUCCUUCCCAACGGCAUUCUCUACGGUUUCAAGAAGCCCCUAGUCUUUUUGCCCAUCGAUCGCAUUGUGGCCAUGAGCUAUACGAGCGUUCUGCAGCGCACAUUCAACAUUGUGGUGGAGGUGUUUACCGAGGGCGAUGCCACCGAGGAGAUUGAGUUCGGCAUGCUGGACCAAGAAGACUACGGUGGCAUUGACGAGUCUUAUGUUAAGCGCCACGGACUGCAAGAUCGCAGCAUGGCAGAACAGAGGAAGGCGAAGAUGGAGCUGACUGAGAACCUCAAGAAAAAGGGCGUGGACGCCGACGCAGGUGCAAAUGGAGAGGCGGAUGCCAACGGCAUGACGGAGCUCGAAAAGGCCCAUCUCGAGGCUGAGCAGGCACUCCAGGAGGACGAAGACGAGGACGAAGAGGAUUACGACCCUGGUAGUGAGGGAGAGAGCGAGGGCUCUGGCUCCAGCGAUGAUGAUGACGAUGACGAUGACGACGACGAUGAAGAUGACGAUGCUGGGGAAGAAGGCGAAGAUGGUGACGAGGAGAUGGGUGAAGGCGAGGGUGAAGGCGAGGAAGAAACAUGA
Colletotrichum phormii is the source of this 1374-nucleotide messenger RNA. RefSeq lists its product as uncharacterized. The transcript has 3 exons. Gene Ontology annotation, molecular function: nucleosome binding; histone binding. The coding region runs from base 1 to 1374 and encodes 457 amino acids. NCBI's taxonomy places the organism in Eukaryota, Fungi, Ascomycota, Sordariomycetes, Glomerellales, Glomerellaceae. The record is from RefSeq and is a predicted model, not a curated record.